Molecule: messenger RNA, 3407 nt
Organism: Onychostruthus taczanowskii (white-rumped snowfinch)
Lineage: Eukaryota; Metazoa; Chordata; Aves; Passeriformes; Passeridae
Gene: FBXO41
Product: F-box protein 41
Exons: 12
Coding region: 1-2394 (797 amino acids)
Molecular function (GO): protein binding
Source: RefSeq, a predicted model, not a curated record
AUGGCCUCGCUGGACCUGCCCUACCGCUGCCCGCGCUGCGGCGAGCACAAGCGCUUCCGCAGCCUGUCCUCGCUGCGCGCGCACCUGGAGUACAACCACACCUACGAGACCCUCUACGUGCUCUCCAAGACCAACAGCAUCUGCGACGCCACCGUCUUCCCGCUGGCCGCCGACGGGGCCCUGCUGGCCCCGGCCGCGCGCAGGGACUACUUUGAGAGCACCUCCUUCCAGGGCAAGGACCAGCGCUUCUCCUGCGACCUGGUCCCCGCCGACGAGCUGGAGCCGGCGCCGUCCCCGUCGCCCUCGCCCCGCUAUGUGCACGAGAUCGAGAUCCCGCUGAGCGAGAUCUUCACCCGGGGCAAGGCCGUGGCGCCCGCGCCCGUCCCGCCCGCCGCCAUGGACUCGGCCUACGAGGAGGGCCUGGCCCGCCUGAAGAUCCGCGCCUUCGAGAAGCUGGAGGUGGACAAGAGGCUGGAGAAGCUGACGGAGGAGGUGGAGCAGAAGAUCGCCUCGCAGGUGGGCCGGCUGCAGGUGGAGCUGGACCGCAAGAGCUCGGAGCUGGAGAAGGCCAAGCAGGAGAGCCUGCGGCUGAGCCGCGAGAAGCAGGAGCUGGAGGACCGGGCGUCGGAGCUGUCCCGCCAGGUGGACGUCAGCGUGGAGAUGCUGGCGUCCCUCAAGCAGGACCUGGUGCAGAAGGAGCAGGAGCUCACCCGCAAGCAGCAGGAGGUGCUGCAGAUCGACCAGUUCCUGAAGGAGACGGCGGCGCGGGAGGCCAACGCCAAGGUGCGGCUGCAGCACUUCAUCGAGGAGCUGCUGGACCGCGCCGACCGCGCCGAGAAGCAGCUGCAGAUCAUCAGCAGCAGCUGCGGCACCACCCCCAACGGCAGCCUGGGCCGCUGCGGCACCCCGGCCAGCAAGGCCAUCGCCCGAGCGGUACCUCUGCGGGCACAGAGGGAGCGGCACCCGGGGCCGGCGGUGGCGGGGCACGGUCCCUACGGCGCGGCCAACCAGCGCUCCUGCUCCAGCACCGGGGCCUCGAGCCGGGCCAAGGCCGUGUCGCAGAGCUCGGGCUGCUACGACAGCGACAGCGCGGAGCCGUGUCCCACGGACGACGCGGCCGAGGGCCACCCGUACGCGGCGCGGGGCUCGGGGCUGCGCCGCCAGGCCAUCCAGAACUGGCACCGCCGGCCCUACCGCAACAGCACCGAGGGCGAGGAGGGCGACGUGUCCGACGUGGGCUCCCGCACCACCGAGUCGGAGGCCGAGGGCUGGGAGCCCGAGGCACCGGGAUCCGCCGCGUCCCGGCCGCCCGGCAGCUGCCGCCUGACCGGUGAGAGCGCAGGGGCCGCGGCCAAGGUGUGCCGGCUGGAGCGGGGCAGCCCGGGCCACUGCAGCGAGGUCAUCAGCCCCGAGAUCCUCAAGAUGAGGGCGGCUCUCUUCUGCAUCUUCACCUACCUGGACACCAAGACGCUGCUGCGCGCCGCCGAGGUGUGCAAGGACUGGAAGUUCGUGGCCCGACACCCGGCCGUGUGGACGCGGGUGCUGCUGGAGAACGCCAGGGUCUCCUCCAAGUUCCUGGCCAUGCUGUCCCAGUGGUGCACCCAGAUGCAUUCCCUCACCCUGCAAAACCUGAAGCCGCGCCAGCGGGGCAAGAAGGAGAGCAAGGAGGAUUACAUGAAGAGCACGCGGGGCUGCCUGGAGGCAGGGCUGGAGUCGCUGCUGAAGGCGACGGGCAGCAACCUGCUGAUCCUGCGCAUCUCGCACUGCCCCAACGUGCUCACGGACCGCUCGCUCUGGCUGGCCAGCUGCUACUGCCGCGCCCUGCAGGCUGUCACCUACCGGAGCUCCACGGACCCCGUGGGCCAUGAGGUGAUCUGGGCCCUUGGAGCAGGCUGCAGGGACAUCAUCUCCCUGCAGGUCGCCCCUCUGCACCCCUGCCAGCAGCCGACACGCUUCAGCAACCGCUGCCUGCAGAUGAUCGGGCGCUGCUGGCCCCACCUGCGCGCGCUCGGCGUCGGCGGCGCCGGCUGCGGCCUGCAGGGCCUGGCCUCCCUCGCCCGGAACUGCAUGAGGCUGCAGGUGCUGGAGCUGGACCAUGUGGCCGAGAUCAACCAGGAGGUGGCUGCCGAGGUGUGCCGGGAGGGGCUCAAGGGGCUGGAGAUGCUGGUGCUCACCUCCACGCCCGUGACCCCCAAAGCCCUGCUGCACUUCAACAGUGUGUGCCGCAACCUGAAGUCCAUCGUGGUGCAGGUGGGGAUCGUGGACUACUUCAAGGAGCCCCACAGCCCCGAAGCCAGGAAGAUGUUUGAAGAAAUGGUGAACAAACUCCAGGCCCUGAGGAAAAGACCCGGCUUCUCCAAGAUUUUACACAUCAAGGUGGAGGGAGGCUGUUAGCCCUUCAGGAGCCCAAAGCACAUUGCCUGCUCUGCCCAGCGGAGCCCGAGACCCCUGAGACCAAAGCCCUGGCGGGGACCCCCGGCUCGGGCACAAGGAGCCCCAAUCCUCGGGGCCGUCCCGGGGCCGCUCACGGGCCACAAGGUGCUACUUAAGGACAAUUUCUGGCUGCCCCAGAGCCAGGGCCCAGCUCUUUGCCAGGAGGGAGGAUGGCUGCGCGGCCCUGCGGCCGCUCCUCACCCAGGAUCCGCGUUUGGGGACGGCUCUUGAGCAGAACUCUGCUUUGGGGAUCUCUGGCUGCCAGGGGUGGCCCAGCCCCUUCUGGGGGCUCUUGGCUGGCCUCUGCACCCCCACCUGUGUGUGGGGUGGGAAGGGGCUGCUCCUCCCCCAGCAUUCCCACGGGCUUUGUGCCCCUUUUCCUUUGGGAUUUGACAGCGGGGCAGCCGAAGCAGGGAAAGGCUCCCGGGAGCCAGCACAGCACAAGGAGCAGAGCUGCACCUCAGGCUCUGGGAGCCACGCCAGGAGAGAUGGGCGCUCUGCCAGGGGCUCCAGCCUCACUCCUCCCACCAAACCCCUCCUGCCAAGGCAAUAAAGCACCUCCACAUCCUCCUCCAGCAGGAAACACGGGUCACGCUCCUGUCCCUCCACAGCCAGCCUCCAUCCGGGGGCAGCGGUCCCACGUGGAGAGAGACUGGCAGGGAACAGCCACGUCUGCCUUCCCAGCAGCCUGAAGGAGAAACCCUGGCCAGAUCGUCCUGAAAUGAUCCUGGGAAAAGCACCGACCAACAGCCCUGGCUGACCCUUAUCUACAGCCACCACUUGAUAAUCUGAUUUUUCUUCUGAGUGUCCUCAGCCUGCAAGGACAUCAUCAUCGUCAUCAUCCCCAAAGCAUCCUUUUUCCACGGGAAAAGGCGUCAGGGUCAGGCAUCUCCAUCCUCCACCCUGGACAGAAGGAACCAGGAGGUGUCCCCGGGACUGGGGACACCCAUCAGAGCACUGCCAGCAGUGGGGAC